AUGCGCACGGACCGGGCGACACUAUACAAAUCCCCAAUGCGACAAGUCGACGGAUAUAAAUACCAGAUGAUCUGCCAGUUCCAGAAUUAUCAUCAUCAGCAUCAAUCCAAAGCAAUCCAAAGCAAUUCAAGUUUAAUCCCAACUCAAAUUCCAGCCACCUUCAAAAUGACUCCCGCUCGCAAAGCCCUCAUCGCCAUCACCUCGGCCAAAGCCACUUUGAACAAAGAAACAACAGGCCUCUUCAUCACCGAAGCCCUACACCCCUACAAUGUCCUCGUAGCCGCCGGCUUCGAAGUCGACCUCGCCUCCGAAACAGGCACCUACACCGCCGACUGGCUCUCCCAAACACCCGACUUCCUCAACGGCGACGACCUGACAGUCUGGAACGACGUCAACAGCGACUUCCGCAAGAAGCUGGACAAUAUGCCCAAAGCCGCCGACCUGGACGCAUCGCAGUAUGGCAUUUUCUAUGCCUCCGCUGGCCACGCCGCUCUGAUCGAUUACCCGACUGCGACUUCGCUGCAGAAGGUCGCUGAGCAGGUCUGGGCCAGUGGUGGUGUUGUUGCUUCUGUUUGUCAUGGUCCGGCUAUCUUUGCCAAUAUCCUUGAUCGUGAGACUGGAAAGCCUGUUAUUCAGGGUCGUCGUAUUACUGGGUUUACUACCGAGGCUGAGAAUACUAUGGGUAUUAUUGGUGAUUUGAAGAGUUGGAAUGUUGAGCUUUGUGAGGAGCUUGCUGCUCGUCUUGGCGCUAAGUAUGAGCGCUCUGUUGGUAUUUGGGAUGACUUCCAUGUCGUUGAUGGUCGUCUUGUUACUGGUCAGAACCCUGCUAGUGCGACUUCUACUGCUAAGGCUGCUGUUGAGGUCUUUGAGAAGCUUUAGACAAGUGAUUGAUAUGUUUUAGAAUCUUAUGGAGAUGUUGUUUAUGCCAUAAAUGUUGUUCACACUGCUUAACGUGCCAGCUAUCUUCAUUUUUUUAUCCAUGUCCGCA
Penicillium samsonianum is the source of this 988-nucleotide messenger RNA. RefSeq names its product ThiJ/PfpI. Gene Ontology annotation, molecular function: glyoxalase III activity. NCBI's taxonomy places the organism in Eukaryota, Fungi, Ascomycota, Eurotiomycetes, Eurotiales, Aspergillaceae. The transcript has 2 exons. Bases 1 to 879 code for a protein of 292 amino acids. The record is from RefSeq and is a predicted model, not a curated record.